Gopherus flavomarginatus (Mexican gopher tortoise) is the source of this 7734-nucleotide messenger RNA. RefSeq names its product E1A-binding protein p400-like. Gene Ontology annotation, cellular component: Swr1 complex. Gene Ontology annotation, molecular function: histone binding; ATP binding; ATP hydrolysis activity. Lineage: Eukaryota; Metazoa; Chordata; Testudines; Testudinidae. The record is from RefSeq and is a predicted model, not a curated record. The transcript is spliced from 39 exons. The coding region runs from base 1346 to 6922 and encodes 1858 amino acids.
UCAGGCAGGGCCGGGGGAGAGACCCAGCUACAAAUAUUGCUGGAGCAGGGCCCCCAGCCCUGAAUAUUCCUGGAGCCCGGGCACCUCGAGCCCAUAUAACCUGCCGCCUAUGCACACAAUCCUAAAUAUUUAACUUGCAAUAGAAGACUAAAAGCAAGGAAACAAGAUUCCUAGUCUAGACAUGGCCAAAGCAGGUACGCAAAUGAGGAGUAUAUGGCGUAUACUGGAUACAUGUAUGUUUUACUUUAAAUAGGAACUUCCUUGCUUUUAUGGAUAUUAGUUACUGUGUUAAUGUUGUUUCCCUAUGGACUUAGUCAUCUCUAUUGUUAAGGUAAAUUGGGUGUGCAUAGAAAUAUAGACGCUGCCGGUCAGAUCUGUUUUGAUGUAUGAUAUCUAAGUUGUUGUGUUGCUUCCCUCUAUUCCCUGCCCUUAAGAAACAUAUCCUCUAGAAGCCUGCCUGCACCACAGUUUCCAAAUAUAGCUAUUUAUAAUGAGUUGAAUUCCAGUAGCUGGGCAGAAUGAGAACAUGACACUGCAGUUGGACCAGUAGCUCUAUGAAUCCAGCAGAUAGUGUUUAUCCCAUUGCUAAUCCCAAAUCCAACAUUGUCAAGUUUUCAGUUUAGCCCUCUGCAAAGGAGGUUUGAACAUGGAUCUCUAGCACAUAUUCCAGUUAUUUUGCCAUUGCUCCAACAAGUUCAAUCUCAAAGCCCUACACAAUCCAGCUCUUUUCUGGUGCAGUUAUUACCAAAUGUUUAGGUAGACAUUCUAGAUCCUGGUUUUGGUAUGUAACACCAAGAUUUGCAAAUGUUGGUGUGUUUGGGAGAUUAAUCAGUCUGAGGCCUUCAAAUUGUGGACUUUUUUCGUGUAUCAAGAAAGCUCAAACCGGGGAACAACUUCCAUAUUCUGGAGCAACUGCUGUUGUACGGGAAUGCAGGCUUUUGACAACCUCAUUCAUAGAUUGUUUCAUUCAGCAUCUUGGACCUGUAUCUAGUGAAGCAAACAUUGUCGGUGACUAGCCCAUGUCAUAUGAAAACUACUAAUAUGCCAACAAGAAUCAAUACUUGUAUCCAAGGGCAGCUUCUAACAGCAUCAAGUGCUUCAAGAAAGGUAGAAUGCCUCACUCUCCUCAAACAGUGCAACUUGCAGGACAGAAACAAAGCCAACAACAGUAAAAUAAUACAUCCAAGCAUCUGUUUCUGGAAAAUGUGGCAAGUUCUCAUACUCGUCCAUCUCAGCUGCUUGGGAGGCAGCAACCUGCUGACGUCUUCACAGUGGCUUUCCCAGCUUCAUUGUGGCUUUCACAGCACAACCACCUGUCGGAGAGUUUCCAGAACAGCUUCAGAAAAUGGAGUCCCAGACACAAAGUAUUUCCAUCACUACUUCUCCAUAUAGCCAGCUCAUGACAUCUCUUCAACAGCAGGAAAACCAAGUACAUCAACGAAUAGCAGACCUCAGGAAAGAAGGUUUAUGGUCCCUAAGGCGAUUGCCCAAACUUCAAGAGGCUGCAAGACCCAAAUCUCACCAGGAUUUUCUACUGGAAGAAAUGCAAUGGAUGGCAACCGAUUUUGUUCAAGAGAGAAGGUGGAAAACAGCAACUGCUAAGAAGCUGAUCAGAAAUGCGGUGCGCUAUCAUGAAGAUAAGAGACUUCAUAAGGAGAGAAGCAAGAAAGCAGAACAAAAUCGACUGAGGCGCAUUGCUGCUUCUACUGCUAGAGAAAUUGAACAUUUCUGGUCCAGCAUUAAACAGGUGGUAGAAUUAAAACUGCAAGUAGAAGAAGAAAGAAUGAAAAAAACCUCAAAUGUACAAGAAAUUUCAAAAAGAGGUCAAGAUAUGAGAAUUCAGGAUUCAGCAAUAUCUGGGAGAAAAAGAAAAGCAACCACAUUGCUUACUGAUCAUGAAGAGAUAGAUGAAGAGAAUGCUGAAGUGCGAAAUUCUGAAAAAGAAAACAUGGGUCAUCAAAUUGAGUUGACUGAUUUAGCCAAAGAAGAAAUGGAAGACUCUGUAAGUGAGAGAGCGAGCCCACUGAAGGAAGUAGUAUUCAUUGAGUCACUCCUCAGAAUUGAUCAGCAUGAGGGUACAGAGAAAACAAGUGCUGCAAUGAAACACAUGAGAGACAUAGUAGAGGUUGCUGCUGCUGCAGAAGUGCUGUUACCUAAAGAUAGUGCUCAAAUCACAACGGCAGUAAAAGGCGAUAUUCCAUCCCUGUUGUAUGGGACUCUUAGAGAGUAUCAGAAGAUUGGGCUGGACUGGUUAGUGAAGUUAUAUAAGAAGAAUCUCAAUGGUAUUCUGGGAGAUGAGGCAGGACUUGGCAAAACUACGCAAGUCAUUGCCUUUUUCACACACCUGGCUUGUAAUGAAGGUAAUUGGGGUCCUCAUCUUGUUGUUGUACAGAGCCGUAACAUACUAAAGUGGGAGACUGAACUGAAACACUGGUGCCCUGAGUUGAAACUUCUGCGUAUUGGCAGCCAAAGAGAACUUAUAGAAAACAAACAGGAGUUGAUGAAACCCAAUAGCUUUAAUGUAUGUAUCGCCUCAUACAAGCAACUGUUUAAAGGCCACCAAACCUUGAGGAAAAUGCGAUGGAGGUACCUAGUUGUAGAUGACAUGCAGAAAAUUAAAAAUAUGACUGAGAAGCACUGGGAGGCACUCUUCCAUCUCCAGAGCCAGCAUCGUUUGCUCCUGAUAGACACUCCUUUGCCCAAUGCCUUGAGGGAGUUGUGGACCAUGCUGCAUUUUCUAAUUCCAGGAAUUUCCAUACCUUACCUGGAUUUCCUGGUGAAAGCAGCCAAUGAGGACACCCAAGAUUAUUGCCAUAAAGUGGCUACAAGAUUGCACAAAAUAAUUCAACCAUUUAUUUUGCGAAGAACCAAAAGACAUGUUGAAAAACAAUUACCAAAGAAAUAUGAAUAUGUGCUGAAAUGUCAUCUUUCUAAUCGGCAGAAGGCUAUGUAUGAAGAUGUGAUAUUACAACCAAGAAUCCAAGAAACUCUUAAAAAUGGAAACUUUGUCAGUGUCCUUCAUGUUCUGAUGCAGCUCCAGAGGAUCUGUAAUCAUCCUGAUCUGAUAAAACCCAGGCUUUCUGGCUCCUCCUAUGUAUCAGACACACUGGAAUAUACAGCUGCUUCUCUUGUACUAAAGAUACUAGAACGGGAUCUUUGGAAGGAUUCAGACACUUGUCUCUUUGAUCUGAUUGGGAUGGAAAACAAAAUGACUGACUAUGAGGCACAAGUGCUACCAAAACAAAAGGUGACUAGAAAGCUUAUUGAAGAGAUCUACAGCUCCCCUAAUCCUUCACCCAGACCCAACCCAAUGAAGCUCAAACCAAGCAGGUUAUUUCAACCAGUGGAAUAUGGACAGAAACCUGAAGGUAGGAUUGUAGAUUUCCCAACUCCUCCAUCAUGGCGUACAGGGAGUACAGUAACGGUUAUGGCAACACAUCAUGUGAAAAGACAAGGAAGAUUGCCUCUUGCCACAUUUUCAGCAAAUUGUAAUAAGAAAGAUGACAAGAUAGUAAAACUAAGCCAGCCGGCCUCCACAGCGGGAGCACAAGGCAAAAUUAUUCAGCCAAACAUGCCUGUAACACUGCAGUUUAAAGGGAAAACAUUUACUUUAUCUUAUGGCCAACUCUGCCAGCUCACUGGAGGGCGUCUUCGGCAACUUCAAGGAAGUGUUCUUCACAUUGUUUCAGUGCCAGGCUUGCGGAAUUUGCAAUCUCAGUGGCCAGUUGCCUUGUUGCCCUUCUAUCGUGCUGGGGCUGGGACUGUUGAAGAUACUGGCUUCCCAAAGCAUUUAAAGCAUCAAGCAGAUGUGCCAGUGUCUACAAUAGUAACACAGCAAAUUACCAAUUUGGCAGUGGAUGAUCCAGAAACUGAAUCAAAAUCUGUAUCUACCCUAGAAUGUCCAACCCAGACUAUGUUUGAGGAAAGGAGCAGGCACCUAAAAGAGCGCCUGGACAGAAUAUUUUCUGGAAAUGAGCGACGUUGCUCCAGAGUCCCAUUGUAUGGCAGAGACUUGUUGGGAAUUUGUUCUUUGAUUGGUGAAAAAAAGAUUCCUCAGCAGAGUUCUACUAGGGACAACAAAUGGAUGUGGGCUGGUUUUGUGAACUGUUGCCUUUCGUCAAGUGCCUCAGGAGGCCAAAAUGAUCCAUUGCAAGCCCUGAUCCUGACAUCCGAUCAGCGACAGGAAUCCCUAAAGGAUUAUAUUAAUAGCACUCUCUGUGUGCUGCCGGCAGCAGUUGCUGCUCCCGCAUAUUUGCAUGUCGGAAAUCCUCCCCCUUCAUAUAGGCAUGGAAUGAAAAUUUUCAAGCAGAAUCUUAAAGAGCAGGCAGCUCCCUAUUUACAUCACAUACAACAGAUUACAACUCCACGUUUACUACAGUUCCCUGAUCGCCGUCUGGUGCAGUUUGAUUCAGGCAAAUUGGAAGCUCUUGCUGUCUUGCUUCAGAAGUUGAAAUCUAAAGGACACCGUGCGCUGAUUCUAACACAGAUGAUUCUAAUGUUAGAUAUAUUGGAGCUGUUCUUAAAUGUCCGUUUUCUCACCUACAUAAGAAUUGAUGAAAAUGUCAACUGCGAGCAAUAUCUGGAGCUGAUAAAAAGAUUCAACCGAGAUAAGCGAAUCUUCUGUGCCAUUCUUUCCUCCCACAGUCCUUCCAUGGGUGGCAGUCACAUAGAGGCAAACACUGUUGUGUUCUGUGACACUGAUUUAGAUCCACUGAUGCAUGCAAAAUCUCAGGAAUGGUGUGAUACAAUUGGGAGAAACAAAGACAUCCACAUAUACAGGCUUGUAAGUGGUAAUUCAGUAGAAGAGAUGCUGUUGAAAAAUGGCACUAAAUCUUUGAUUAAAGUAGCUGCCACUCAGGGAAAUAACUAUCCUAUGACAUUUUUAACACAGCAAACUGCUCAGGAGUUAUUUGAAGUCCAUUCUUCAUUAGAGGACCUUGAUUUCAGAAUCAGAGCUGGGGAGUUUGUGGUCCUUUCUGAGAAACCUUCUCUGGCAGAAACAAUCUCGUCCAAAGUUGCACGACUUUUUGCAGAGACUCUUAGCGUUGAACAGAGAAAAGAGGAUCUUGGAAAAUAUGCACAAGAGGCAAGAAUUGAGUCAAGAACUGAAGUAACUUCAGAGUUACGCUGUCCAAGAAGUAUUAAGGCUCCGUCACAGUUAAAGGAAUUGGAUGACAUUAUGGAUCUGCUGACUCCAAUUGAAAAGUAUGCUUUGAAUUACUUGGAAUUAUUUCACGACUACAAUGAUCAGGGAAAGCAGAAAGUCAAUGAGGAGUUGAAAACUGCAAACAGAGAGUGGGAAGUCAGUCAUAUCAAGAAGCUAAAGGAAAAGGAAGAUAAAAUGCAGUGGGAAGAGGAGGAAGAGCUCCUAACCUACACUAGGCAAGAUGCAUAUAACAUGGAAUAUGUCUAUGAAGACCCAGAUGGGCAAAUAGAAAGAAUGCCAAUUUGGACUCCCCUUACUCUGCUUCCAGAUCACAAUAACGUCUACAUUGAUUCUGUCACGCGUCUGAUGUAUGAUUCCACACCAAUUUCAGAGUCUAAGCUGCCCCCUUUGUAUGCCAGGAAGGAGAGUAAGCAAUUCAGAAUGGAUCCAUCUGCUGCAGGUAGGAGGAAUAAACAUCGGCAUGGAGAAGUGGCUAUUCCUCAGUCACUUUUUCACCGAGCGACUCCAAGAAUGUUGAAAAUGCAUCGAAAGGGUAGCCAACAGAAGACCAUCCUGCUGAAACAGCAAACAUAUUUUGCAAAACCUUUGCCUGCUGUUGUCAAACCAGCUGCUGAGGCUGGACGGGCAGCAGCUGGACAAGACAAUCCUGAGUGGCUGAUCAGUGAAGACUGGGCACUGCUACAAGCAGUGAAGCAGUUACUGGAGCGUCCUUCAAAUCUUGCCAUUAUGUCACCAGUGCACACACCCAAUUGGGAUCUUGUUAGUGACCUUGUUAACUCAUACAACCAAGUUUAUCGCUCACCAAAACACUGCCAAAAUCGAUAUGAAAAUGUUAUUAUUCCAAGAGAGGAAAGAAAGAACAUCAGUAGUCACCCUGUUUGUACCAGGCAAAUCUAUGCUGAAGAUCAGAAUGCUGCACACACCCAACUUUACAUGAGUCGCUUUGAUUUAAUGAAAAAGAUAGCAAGAAAAAGAAGUCCCUCAGUUAAAUCUCUUAGAAAUAACGGUGACAAGCCAUCCUCCAGGAUUCAGGCUGCAUUCUGCUGUACAGUGUCUAUGUCAAAAGAGCAAAAGGCUUCAGGAGGUACAAGUACAGCUGAGGUGGUACUUGGGCAGCAACAAACAGCUGCAGUACCCACUGCUCCAAGAGAAUUAGUGACUGUAAUAUCUACUCACAGUUCUCAAGCAGGAAUGUCUGUGGCAGCAUCAUCAAUACUAACCACCGGUCUCACAACAUGGCAGACCCAAACGCCAUUAAUGGCUCAGGUUAUGUCAGCCAAGCCAACAGGAGUUCAGCUUUCUACUAAAACAGUCACACCUGUCCAUUUCCAGCUUCCUGGGCAGCAGGACACAGAAGCAGUUGAAGUGCAAGUCCCAAGGAUUCAGUCCCAGCUUCAAGCACAAGGACAGAUCCAGGUCCAAAUACCUCAGGCAGCACAAGUUCCUCAGGAAAAUCUUCCAGUGGUGUCUGUUUUACCACCAAUUGUACCAUUUGCAGGAGUUGAAACGCUCCCUUUUACUGAGAUCUCUGUCACUGAGAUUAGCGUUGCCACUGGGCAUCCACAGAAAGCAGCAGGAGCCCAGACAUUAGAUGUACAUGUCCAUCAGUUUCCAAAACUUGCACAUCAAGUAACUCAGCAACAGAGCCAUUCAUUCCCAGAUUGUUCAAGGCCAAGCGACUGUGUAGAAAAGGUUCAGGCUCAGUCACAGACUGCAGUAGUGUCCCAGUCACCACCUGCUGGUCACCAUGCCUGAAUGAUUUCUGCAGCAAUGGCUACAGCUCAGGUGAUACCCCAGUCAAUAGAGGAACAGGUCCUGACAAUAGUCCCGCUCCAAACACUGACUCCAGGUGUACAGAACUCAGCAGCCUCAACCAAAAUUAGCAAGUAAAAGUACACAUGAGGUUACCUACUUUCAUACUGUGAAAGCAUCUAUGAAACCGUGCUGAACUAAUGAUUACAUUAGAAUAAGCAGAAAAGUACAGUAUAUUGUUUGCUAAACUAUGACAAUAAAAUCUGCAGGUUGUCCACAUUUUAUUUUCCAAAUGAAGACUGAGCUCUUGCAUUUAUGUCUGUAAAAAAGUGAAGUUAUUACUGAAAUCUGAAAAAAGAAAUCUAUUCAACAUUGAAAAUAUAUUAAUUGUAAUGCACAGAUAAAAGGUCUGUUAAAAUGAAAUACUUUCUGCUGACAGAAAAUGACUAUCCUUCUGUACCGAAGCAGUGAAUGACUAAAUUACAGAGACAGAGGUGUAAUCAACAUGUUCAUCAUUGUGCUAGGCUAUUGUCUCCAGAGCAAUAUUGAAUAAUAGCCAGUUAUUCUUUAAACAGAACUACAUUUUACUAGUGGAGCCUUGCACUAAAUGGAAUGCGUAACAAUGAAAACUGCUGACUUUUUUGUUAGAUCUACUAUAACUGAAUAGCUGUCCUGUUAGGUGUAUGGAAACAAAUGCAAACUGUAAAUUUUUAGAUGAAUCUUUAGCACUGUAAAGUAGGAAUUCAGUGAACACUGACCUACUGCCUAAACUGAGUGUAAGUUGAACAAUAAAGUGUCUUUUCUUUUCAUAUUAA